Messenger RNA from Calliphora vicina (urban bluebottle blowfly), 849 nucleotides. RefSeq names its product spindle pole body component 97-like. The coding region runs from base 1 to 849 and encodes 282 amino acids. The record is from RefSeq and is a predicted model, not a curated record. NCBI's taxonomy places the organism in Eukaryota, Metazoa, Arthropoda, Insecta, Diptera, Calliphoridae. The transcript is spliced from 2 exons.
AUGAUGCAAACUUUGAAACCACCACCACCGGUAUUAACAACAGCCACAACACUGCUACAACACCAACAACAACCUCAUCAUCUCCAUCAUCAUAUAACUCAACAUCAGCCAACUCAAAUACAAAACUCCUCUACUGGCAGCUCGUUAGCCUCAACUUUGCUCAGCAAUAAUUUGGCCAACAUGGAUUUACAGCAGCAAGAGCAACUACAACAUCUUCAGCACCAUCACCUUCAUCACCACCAACAACAGCAGCAACAGCAGCAGCAGCAGCACCAACAGAAUCUACAAACUACACUUAAUCACCUACAAAUGCUUGAACAACAACAGCAACGGCAACAACUUAUCCAUCAUCAUCAACAUCCGUCACUGUUAUUACCAACGACAAAUAACCAUAAUCCCCAAAUAAUAAUGGCCAACUCUACACAACAGCAACAGCAAUGCUCAACAUCGCCAGCAACACCUGCUAAUGCCACCUCCUCCUCCUCCUCUACGCUUGCCCUAUCUGUGGCUACACCACCAACACCUUGCUCCUUAGCUCCACCUACGGUUUCUUCCUCGGCAUCCUUACCACCACCACCACUACCUUUGACCACCCCACUCGGUAUUCGGGCAGCUGUUGUUGCUGCAGCUCCUUCUUCAAACAGCCUACAGUCACAUCAUCUGUCAGAGAUUAGUUGUAGCAGCAAUAGUAAUAAUAACAAUAACAACAACAAUAACAACGACCAGGAUGACCCAAAUCCUGAAAUGGUAUUGGCUUUAAUCUCCAGAAAUAGAGAGCUAGAGGCAACCGCAGCAGCACAUCGUUGUUACAUUAACCAUACAAAGUCGGUAACAUGUACGGGCAUUUAG